ACAAUUUUAUCAUUAUAUAUUUGCAUUUUUAUUUCACUCGUAGUAAAGUACUUAUUCAACAUUUCUUUUUUAUUUAUUUAAUAAUACAAAUCGUGUGAACUACUCCAUUAAAUUAAAUUAAUCUUACAAAAUAAGUUUUAUUUUGGGCAAGUUUCCUUUUUUAUUUGAUCUUUGCUUCUGUCCAUAAAGAUAAUUCUGUGAUUUAAAAUUAUUACUUUGAAUAUUGCUUUAAAGCGGAGCGGCCGCCGCCGCCGUUCGGUGGGGUGGUGCUUCAUUGUGGAUUUGGGCUUCUCCAGCCACCUUCAUCCUUUUAUAUUCAGUUAUGCCCGCCAAGUAAAUUGAAACCCCUUCUACGUGAAAAAAAUUUACACUCAGCAACAGCGCCCGCCAUGUGUAUUCCAAUUCUUCAACACAGAAUGGAUCACCACCAGCAAAGCAAACACAGCGUCAUUCGGUCGCAGUGCUAUAAAUUUGCUGAUGCUGGUCUAUUGUUGAUGACAAUAAGACAGAUAGAUAUUUGAUAAUUUUAUAUUAAUUUAAUUAUUUUAAUUUUGUAUUCUGAUACAAAAUUUUUAUCGGUGCUGAUGGAAACAUUUGAUAAUUCUUUAGAUAAUAGGGGUUUUUCUUUUUUAGUUCUGAACAGAGUCUGAACUGUCAAAAAAAAAAAAUCUUAUUUCUUUUUUGUUCAGAGCUUCAAAAUGUGUAUCUUUUUUGAUCUCAAAUCUGUUUCAAUAUUUAUUCAGAACCCUCAGAACACGUUCAGUUCAGACUCUGUUCAUCUCAACUAAAAAAGAAAAACCCCUAAUUGAAUCCGUUCAAUUUGUUUCACGUUUUCCAUUGGCGCGUUCAAACUUGAGUCACUUUCCAUAACAAAAUUCUAAAAAAAUAACGAAAAGCUUCAAAAUACAAUAAAAUAAAAACUAACAAAUCGACGGUUAAACUUCAUAACAUCGUAAGUCGAAAAAUUCGAAAAAAAAUGUUAAUCCAAACAAUUCAGAAAAUUCAGAGCUAUCUUUUGGUAUAUUCAGUUCAACAAUGUUGUUUUGAACAUUUUUUAGGAAUGACGAAACUCAAAAGGUCGUAUUGAUAGAUCCCAUACAAAAACACAACAUAUUGUUUUUUUAUUUCUGAAAAACUUGCAAAAACGACUUACGAGGUUAUGAAGUUUAACCGUCGAAAUGCUUUAUUUUAAGUUCCUUUGGUAUCAAAAAGUUUUAAAAUAUUGUCAAAAAAUUAACGAAUACCUUAUUUUCAGUUAAAUUAGUAUCAAGAACUUUUAAAAUACUUUCAAUUGAAAGAUUAACAAAUAGUUUUAAAAUUUGUAUAUCAAUAUCAAAUGAAAAAAAACGAAUAGCUAAGGAAUACAAUGAAACAAAAGCAACCAAGUUUGUUUGAACUCAUAAUUUUACUUACAAACAAAAGCUAUUGCUAUCUUUUAAAAUAUUUGUUUUCUCAUUUUUCCACGAAAUAAAUUAAUUGUUAGUUCAAGGCAUUGAAAUACGAACAAAAAAUCCAUACUAUAUACUCUUUAAGGCCCCACUACCACUUAGCUAGCUACAGAUUUAUUAACGAGUAAUUAGCUGAACGCAUUCAUUUUUAAAGAGUUCAACUUUUCAUUUAGUUUGACGUUUACAACUCAAAAAGCCAAAGCCAAAUUUUAAUUGUGGGUGAAAACCUUAAGACUCAUUAAAGCCGAUCAAAAAUCACCAAUCCUUGACGUAAAAUAAGACCCAAAACAAGAGCUAAUAGAAGAAUCGUGAAAAAACUACAACAAGGAGUUAAAGAAAAAGACUCAUUAAAGCCGAUCAACUAUUUAAAGAUUACCAUACCUUGACGCAAAAUAAGACCCAAAACAAGAGCUGAUAGAAGAAAAUCAAAAAACUUCAACAACAUUGGUCAGGAGUUAAAGAAAAAGACUCAUUAAAGCCGAUCAACAAUUAAAAAAUCACCAUUCCUUGAGGUAGAAUAAGACCCAAAACAAGAGCUGAUAGAAGAAAAUCAAAAAACUUCAACACCAUUGGUCAGGAGUUAAAGAAAAAGGUAUGAUUUUCAAUCAAUGAUUAGAUUUUUAGUACUAGCCAUAUAUUUAUGCCACCGGGUACAAAGGGAUUAAAUCAAAAAGCUGUAAUCUUCGGGUUUUGAACAAUAAACUCUUUAUUCUCUUUCAUUGAGCAUCAAAACAUAAAGCUAGAGCAAAUCAUUUCUAUAAAAAUAAACCGAUCAGUACUGAAAACCCCUUUGUACCCACGGAAAAGUCAUAAGAAUUUGUCCACCGAAAAAUUUUAAUUGUUUUUUUUUACUUUUGGGAGCUGAUAACUCAGCAGCUUCACAAAGUCCAAACUCAUUUUACAUUAUUAUAUUGAAUCUUGAAUCUAUAUACUUUUAAAGAAACUUUGAAGAACACAUAAAACUAUAUUUCAAUUAAUACAAACUAAGCAAAAACUCAAAAAAGACAUACUGAUACCUUAUUUAAAUAGAAUCUUGAAUCUAUAUACUUAUAUGUUUGAAUUAAAGGCGUUUCUGGCUAACUUUUUCAAGCUCGCUACGCUUGUUUUUCAUUAGUUACAAAGAAAAACCUUAGAAACCAUAGGUAGCCACCCAUUGACUCUAUAUUUUACAUUAAAGCCGAUCAACUGUUUAAAAAUCACCAUUACUUGACGAAAAAUAAGACCCAAAACAAUACCCAAAGAACUUCAACAAGAUUGGUCAGGAGUUAAAGAAAAAGAAAACAACGACUUCAAAAUGGAUGCUGAAUUACCAAGUAGUGAACUUGUUGAUGGAAGUGACGUCGAAGUGAAUCUUCAAUCUGAACAAAGUUCAAUAAUUUAUAUGAACGAAAAAGGCGAAUUAUCAUUAGUCAAUCCCAAUGAUCCAAACCAAUUAAACAGGGUUGAAGUUACAGUUCAAAAUAUCAUUCCUCAAAAAGACGCUGAAACAAACGAUGAUGACUUAGAAUUAGCCAAUCUACUCAUGUCGUGGGAACUCUAUGACCAACUUUACAAAUUUCUUAAAGACAAGAAAAUCAACAUUGAGGGGUUGAAAUGCAUGAAGGAAAGACAUAUCGACCAAAUAUUCUUGGAAUUCCCAGACUUCAACACAAAAAUGAUCUUCGAGUCUAAAUUAGGAAUUUGGCAAAACGAAAAUGGAGUUUUUACUGUGAGUCCGAGGCCCGUUAAUAAAUUGACCAAUCAACACUCAGUAGAAUCGUGGGUUAACACUUUGAGUAGUCCAUCGCCAACAAGUAGUUCAUCGGAUUCUGAUGUAACUGUACUAGAAAUUUUGAAGAAAACAGAACAGGGCAGAGCAAUUUUAGAAUCCUAUCGCCUCAAAAAUUGUUUGACUCCAGAGGAUCGAACAAAUUUGGUCCACAAAAUUGUCCAAUAUUUUACUGAAAAUAAAAAGAAAAUGACGGUUAAGAGGUGUGAAAUCUUGGCAGAGGAAAUCGUAAAAAUUUUUCCUACAGAAAACUUGGGUUCGUACUUUGUUCGAGGGUUUAACAAAAUCCCCCCCAAGGGUAAACUGUACGACCGAUAUAGAGGACAACGAAGAUCUCUAAAGCAGCUCUAUAAAACUGAUCCCACGUCAUCAAAGAAAGUUAAACUGGCAGAAGUGGAAGAUAAUUCCAAAGAGGAUUGUGAUGAAGAACCAAUAAACGAGACCGAGAUGCAAAGGGUUUGCGACGAGCUGAAACAAAACCGGGACUGGGAAACAGUUACUAAACAAUGGAAACAAACUAUGCCAUUCAGGAGGGAUAUGAUUUCCCAAAGCUCUGACAUUGACCUCCAGACAGUCCUUCAGGAGUGGCCGCUUUACAAAUAUUCACGAGCGCCAGAACUGAUUGCCAUGGAUUACAAUUUUAUAAAACCGAAUAAUGGGUUCGACUUCACCAAAUGGGAACAAUUUUCGAAAAUAGCCCUAGAAUUGUUCACAGCGAGGAUCAAGUGCAGCGCUCUUAAAUCAUUCCUCAAUGAAUUCAGGGAGAAUAUUGACGACCUUGACAUAGAUAACGUCAAUAUUGGCUAUGCAACUCUGUUACAUGGAGUGUUGCCUCCAUCAUCGCAGCAGUUUAAUGGUAAAUUGAAGAAAUUUACAAUUGAAGAUUCAAAAUCAUCUUUCACUCUGGAAGUGGAAUGUGCAGGCCAGGUCGAACCUAUGCUAAAAAUAAAAAGGGAGGAAUGUUUAAAAUCGAAAACAAAACUUCAGCCCCUAAUAAUUGUUGUUGGUGAGAGAUUUCAUUAUAAUAAUUUUUAUGUGUCCUUGGACAAUAUUAUGUUUAAAUUAGAUACUUAUUUGGACUGCAUUAUUUUUUAUUUAAAGCUCGUUUAUGUAUUAAAUAUUCAAUACCCUCCACAGUGUUUUUCGGUAUGGGUUUUUAUACAAAUGUUUUUCUUUAAUAUUCAAGACGGUAAAAAAAUACCUUCUGUUUCAACUUUACUAAAUGAUAUAAAUGCAUUAAUUAAUUAA
Molecule: messenger RNA, 4464 nt
Organism: Episyrphus balteatus (marmalade hoverfly)
Lineage: Eukaryota; Metazoa; Arthropoda; Insecta; Diptera; Syrphidae
Exons: 11
Coding region: 2743-4464 (573 amino acids)
Source: RefSeq, a predicted model, not a curated record